This is a messenger RNA of Etheostoma spectabile (orangethroat darter), 1102 nucleotides long. RefSeq names its product probable alpha-ketoglutarate-dependent hypophosphite dioxygenase. The record is from RefSeq and is a predicted model, not a curated record. NCBI's taxonomy places the organism in Eukaryota, Metazoa, Chordata, Actinopteri, Perciformes, Percidae. The transcript has 7 exons. The coding region runs from base 116 to 904 and encodes 262 amino acids.
UGCCUCAAAGGAAAUUGUUACUAGCCAGAGCCCGGACUCAAAGAGAGAGAAAGAGAAACCGGAGCAGCAGACAGCGGAAGGCUGUAGGGAUCAACAGUGAAACUUUCUACCAAAGAUGACUACAUCCAUGGCUAAACAGCAAGAGAUCUACAACCAGCAGGGCUUCCUCUCUGCGCUGCCUGUGUUGAAUGAGACUGAGCUGAAGGAGGCCAAACAUGCCUUUUCUGAGCUGGAGAAAGAACUUGGGGAAGACUACACCCAGUACAGCCUCCACAAUGUUCACCUUCAGUAUCCAUGGGUGAAGGGUCUGACCAAACACCCUCAAAUCAUAAAAGUGGUCGAAGCCAUCCUGGGACCUGACGUCAUCUUGCUGGACUCCCGCUUCAUCUGUAAAUACCCAACAGUCAAACCUGACAUCCAGCAGGAUAACGAAGGAGAACCCAAACCUGAACUUCCAUAUGUGGCCUGGCAUCAGGAUAUGAGGUAUUGGGGUAUUGCUGGUGGCCCUGUUCUCUCUGUGUGGCUCGCUUUAGAUGACUCAGUGCAAGAGAACGGCGCCCUUCAGGUCAUCCCAGGUAGCCACUCUGCUGGCAUGUUGCCCCAUCGCCAAGCCAUCCGCUCUGGAAACAUGCUGUCAGUCAAUCAGGAGAUCCCAGAGGAGCUAGUUCAGGCUGGUGAAGCUGUGUUAUGCCCUCUGUUAGCUGGGCAGAUGUCUAUUCAUGAUGGCUUCCUCGUCCAUGCCAGUGAGCCCAACAGGUCCCAGAGGAGGCGCUGUGGGUUGGUGAGCCGUUAUAUUCCCACCUGUGCAUAUCCCACAGAGGAUCCUGACCGUCCCAGGAAAUUUGCUGCAACAGCACUGGUUUGUGGAACGGACCAGUUCAAUCAUUUCUCCAACACAACUUGAAGAAUACUUCUAAAUUCUUCCUACUUGCAAGAACAUGUAUUUAAUAUAUACUAUUCAAAUAUCUAAACUGUGAAUAGUCAAUUCAUGAAACAUUGUUUUAAUGAUCAGAAUGUGUUGACAUUGUAUUGUGCCAUAUAAAGUAACUGGACUGUUUUAAACUGCUUUAAAAUUAACAAAUAAAAAAUGAUAACAUGAUGA